AUGACUGCAACCGAAACUCUGGGAAUUGUUUUCCAUAUUUUAGUCGCACUAGCUACUUGCCUCGGGAACUCCCUGGUCUGCAUUGCCAUCUGUCGGGUUAGAGCGCUGAGAACAGUUUCGAACAUCAUUUUAUUCAGCUUAGCCUUAGCCGAUUUGCUAAUGCUACCUGUGUUUAUAUUCCGAAUCAUUGUUCUCUUUGAAAAGAAGGACCACAUAGCUUGUCACGCUAUGUCUGAAGCUGCCUUUACAACAAUAUGCGUUAUAAUUUUACAUUUAACCGCCGUCAGUAUAGAUAGAUUCAUUGCAAUAAAAUUUCCGCUACGUUACAAAACGAUCACCACACGCCGCCGGAUGAAAAUAGCAGUUAUCGCCAUCUGGCUUUUGGCAAUAACAGGAACUAUUGUGUUUCCACACUCACUACCGACUUCGGAAUACGAAGAUUUUGUCGAUUACUACGACACGUUCCAUUUCUGCCUACAUCACCCGUACGAUCACAGCUUCGAGAACACCUCCAAAGUUUUCGCUGCGUUGAUCAUUGCCUUGUUUCUCAUACUGCCGAUUAUUGUCACUCUGGGAAGCUAUAUGUACAUCAUUAAAGUUUCAUGUGAUCAGAGGGGAAAACUUGAAAACGUGGCUCAUCUUGAGAGGAGAGCGGUCAGGAAACUCGAGAUCAAAGCAGCUGCAACAUACGGUAUCGUUAUUGGUGGGUUUAUGUUUUGCUUUUUCCCCCUUCUUGUGGGGACUCUGUAUCAACAAUUCGAAUUGGAAAAACGCAAGGACAUGAAACUGAUUAUGCAGAUUUUAUCGACAGUGGCUUCUCUAUGCGCGUGUAUCAAUCCAGCUGUUUAUGCUUGGAGAAGCAAGGAAUUCAGGAAGGCCUUCAAGAAAAUAAUUACGAGAACUCGAUAA
Messenger RNA from Porites evermanni, 909 nucleotides. Lineage: Eukaryota; Metazoa; Cnidaria; Anthozoa; Scleractinia; Poritidae. The record is from the annotation of a GenBank genome assembly.